Molecule: messenger RNA, 2079 nt
Organism: Melopsittacus undulatus (budgerigar)
Lineage: Eukaryota; Metazoa; Chordata; Aves; Psittaciformes; Psittaculidae
Gene: DCST1
Product: DC-STAMP domain containing 1
Exons: 16
Coding region: 1-2079 (692 amino acids)
Cellular component (GO): membrane
Source: RefSeq, a predicted model, not a curated record
AUGGAGCCACUGGAGGCCCCCGGCCAUGAGCACUGGGCUGGGGCAGAGGAGCGCAGGAGGCAGAAGCCACCCAACACGACCCUGCAGCGAGUGGGGGUCCUGCUGCUGCCGGCCCCAUGCAGCCGGUUCCUCUGGAGCCGGCCGGACCAGCACCGCUGCAGCAAGUUCUUCCUGGGCGCCAGCAUCGGGACCCUCCUUGGCCUCGGGCUCUGCCAGCUCUUUGUCAUCCCCAUGAGCAUCCCGGAGAUGCGCAAGGUGCAGGUCUCCUAUGGGCUGUCAGGAGUGACUGCCUUGGGCUGGGCCACAUCCCCCCACUUCCGCUGCGCCAGCCUGCUCGUGGUCCCCAAACUGUUCGGCAAGGAGGGUCGGGUCUACGUCCUGUCCCUUGUCCUCUCUGCCAUCUACAACGGGCCCGUGGCCAACAUCUGGCACAACCUGGAGGAGGUGGCACGCUCGCUGGGCUGCGUGGCAGAGCUGCAGGUCAACCACAGCCGCCUGCUGUGGCGUGUGUCCACAGCCCCCCUGCGCAGCGUGAUGGAGGACAUGGCGCGGAGUGGGCAGACACUGAAUGCAGAGGUGCAGAACAUCUCCCGUGCCUUCGUGGGGCUCAAUGAGGAGGUGGCCAGUGAGGCUGGCUAUGACCUGCGGCAGUCCCCGCAUGGCAAGGCCCAGCUGGCACCCAGCACCCAGCAGCAAUAUGAGACCAAGACCAGGCUGCGCUGCAAUAGUGUGAUAGAGCUGGGCAUGCAGCACUGCCGGGACUGGUUCGACACCAAGUACGAUGAGUGCAUGGCCUUGAUUUCCGUCCCCCUCAUCAACCACCUCCUCUGCCUGCCCAUGAAGUUCAAGUUCCUCUGCUACAUUGUGAAGGUUAUGAACACCUGGUGCAGGGACAAGAUCCCUGUGGAGGGCAACUUCGGGCAGACCUAUGACAUCCUCAACAGCUCAGUCAGCAACCUCAGCCAGGAGUUCAGUGCCAGUGUGGUGUUCCAGGAGGAGCACCAACAGAUGCUGUCCGGCACCACCAACGUGUCUGCGGAGCAGCUGAUGGAGGAACUGACCUCCCACUUCCAGGAGCACAGCACCCGCCUGGCACAGACCUUCUCCAUCCUCCACUUGGUGCUCUCCUUCUCCUUCAUCCUCGUCUUCAUCACGGCUUUCUCCUACACCAAACGGUAUUGCCAGGACAUCACCUAUGACAACUUCUACAUCACCACCUACUUCCGUCAGAUCGAUGCGCGGCGCCGGAGGGAGGGCAAGCGGACGCUGCUGCCCCUGCUCCGUGCGGAGGCCUCAGCCUUCAUCUUCCCUUGUCGGGCUAUGGUGCAACCGCUGGAGCUGCAGAACAUGGUGCUGGAGCUGCUGGAGUGCAUCCCCCCACUGCUCUUCCUCCUGCUGGCCUGUGCCAUGGACCAUGUGCUGGUCGGGAUGCUCAGCACCAUCCGGCAGCACUCCUUCGUGCAGUACUCGUUCCAUAGUGAACACCACUUGUCCAUCCACGUCACAGGCAGCUCCCUGAUGGCACAGCUCCUGCGCAGCACCAUCGGUGCCCUCAACACCUCCUCCAACACCCUGCUGGAGACCUCCAACUUGGUGUGCCUGCCGCAGUCCCGCAGCAUGAACCGGCAGCAGUACCUGAGCAGCUGCCUGCCCCUGGCUGUGCUGGUCCUGCUCUGCCUGGCCCAGGUCUACACUUACCGUCUGCGCAGAGUCAUCGCUGCCUUCUUCUUCCCCAAGCGGGAGAAGCACCGUGUGCUCUACCUCUACAACAAACUGCUGCAGCAGCGACUGGACUUCAUCCAGCGCCAGUGCAAGCGUCUCAUCCAGCGGGGACGGCAGCCGCCGGGACUGGGCACGGUGCUGGUGCGUUGGUGCUGCCACCGAUGGAUGCGCCGGAGCUGCACCGUGUGUGGGGUGCGCGUGCAGGCGCCGGAGCCCAUCUGCCCCAUACCCACCUGUGCGGCACCGUACUGCCGGCAGUGCUGGCGCGAGGCACACCAGACCUGCCUGGCCUGCACCCCACCGGAGCCCGGCCUCGACUCCGACAGCAGCAGCGAGGCUGAAGCCUACUCAGGCUGA